Molecule: messenger RNA, 7838 nt
Organism: Bursaphelenchus xylophilus (pine wood nematode)
Lineage: Eukaryota; Metazoa; Nematoda; Chromadorea; Rhabditida; Aphelenchoididae
Source: the annotation of a GenBank genome assembly
AUGGUGGAAAAGAGGAAUGUUCUUCUGGAAAAUGAGUUUUAUUUGAAUAAAGUAUUGUAUAAAAAUUAAAAAGACAUCAUAAAAAAUAAAUGUAGAUGGAUUUUGCCCUCAUCCCCACAGGGGAUUUUUGCUUUUUCGGCAGUUUUCCAAAAUCUCAAGGAUUUUGAAAGCAAAAUCUAAAAAAAGUAUCGAAAAGUAAAGAAAAUUGCUUGAAUACAUAAAAUCAUUUCAGGACAAGGUCAAGCGUGACAUCCUGGUGAUCUGGCUCCUGGAAGUUCAGCUCAGCGAACUUGCUGAACUCCGGAGAUCAGCGUCGAAACAAGAUCAAGAAGGUCCAACUUCCCCAAUUGGCCACAAAGAACAACUUGCCAAGAAGUUGCGAGAAGAAUUGUUCUGCUUUUUGAAUAGAACCGUGGUUUAUGAAUGCGUGUUGGACAACAGAGCAGCGGUUUAUCGACUAAUUUCGACUCAUGUCGACUUUGACACCUACUUGUUUUUGGCCAAUAAGUUGAAAGGUAAGGGAUGGAGAUGAUAUUUGUGGAUGUUUAUGGGAAGCUGGAGAUGCUGAGGCUUUAUUUUGACGAUGAGGAUUGUUGGUUUGCCGAUUUUUGUGAUUCUGUGGGCAUUUUUUGAUGUUAUACUUUAUUGAGGUAGUGUAAGGUAAAAAAUGGAAAUUUGAAAGGUUUUGGGAGAGUUUAGGGUAGUGUAAAUUGAUGGUAUAUGAGGUUGAAUACUUGGUAAUUUAGAUGGAGAUAUUGUUUCUUACUUUGGCACACCUGUUUUGCCGAUUUUACAUCAAUUUAGCUAGGGUAAUAUCAAAAUUUUUAGUUUUUGAAAUUUUUUUGAUAUUACUCGAUGUAAAGGGGUUUAAAAAGAUGAUUUAUGGUCUCUAUAGAGAUCUGAGGUUAUUUUUACAAUACAUAAAGUUGGAUUUUGUAUAGAUUUUGAUUAAUUUUUGGAGUUUUUUAGACCAUGAAGUUGUCGUCAAAGUCCACCUUCUUCAAGGCGAAUUUGAAGCCGCUUUGGAGGUUGCGGCCUCCCAACCAACCCCUCAACUCCUCUACAAAUACGCACAGGACUUCUUCGACAAUCUCCCAAAAUUGUUUUUGAAGACACUAAUCGAACAAAAGGAGAAUAUUCGCCCGAAUCAAGUGAUCACCGCAUUUUUCAAUUGCUCACAGUCCCCGGAAAAGGCAAGAAAAGCUUGAAUUUUUGGUAUUUAUUUGUUGAAUUUAGGUUGCCACAGCAUUUGCGUAUCUUAAUUUUGUGGUGAACGAGGGAAAAGCAGACCGAACGACCUUGGAUUUCCUGAUCAAGCUCUUGGCCGAGUAUAAACCAAAACAACUGCUGGAAAACUUGAAAAAGUUUGGGAAAUCCCGCGAAUUCGUCAAGUACGAUGUGGAACGAGCGUUGAGAUUGUGUCUGGAGAAAAGUGAGGGCAACUUUUUUUAUUGUUUUGUGGUUUUAGACAAGUUUUUUUAAAAUUUUCCGUCAGAAAAGAUGACUUUUUAAAGUUUUGUUCAGAAAGUUUGAGUAAUCUUUCUUUUUGACUUGAAAUUAGUACCAAUGUGACUGAUAGACUAGACUGAGCUAGUAUUUAUCACGAUUUACCAAUAUUUUAUUAUAAUUUUGGAUUUCUGAUGUUAUACUUGGUCUAACAAAAGGUCUAAAAAUAUGUUGUGACAAGUGUAAUUUUGCAGAACUCGAUGAAUGUGCAGUAUUUCUGUACUGUCUAGAAGGCCUUUAUGAAGAUGCGGUGGAGAAAGCACUAAGUGUAAGUUGGUUAUGACAAUUUUUUUAUAUUGUAGUAAGCUGAUAUUUGAAGUGGUAUAAGUUUAUUGAUCGUGCAUUUUUUGAAUAUUGUGGUGUUUCAUAAUGAUGUGUGGAGCAUAGUUUUCUAUUUUAUUCAAAAAUUUUUGCGAUUUUGACGGUUUUUGUACUUGGCGAGCUGCGCCCAGGCAAAGUCAUUUUUUGUGGUUUAUUCCAAAAUUAUUGAUGAAACAGUUAAGGGUUCAGACUCCGCCCCUUUACUCGAUCUUGAAACUAGGUCAACGGCCCGAUCGAGGCGAAUGCCCGAUCGGUUGGCCAGUCGAUGUGACCGAGAGGUUAGAGUGAGGGGACCCUCGGAUCGCAUAUCUAGGCCCUCCGACAGGAUGGGGCCGAGGGGCACUCCGUGGUUUUGGGGUUUUUAUGUUUAUUAUUGUAUUUUGCAUUUUGGUAUAUCUAAUAAAGACCUAAGGAGUAUGUCGGAAUUAGACGAUCCAGAACCGGCCACGCCGCCAAAUAAAACUGGUAGCUCAGAGUGGUUCCGUCUAUUCCACAUCGCAACUCUAGGUAACCCAGCCCGGUUGGAAGAUGACUAGGUUGCGAGGUCUUCAGUUAGUCUUCGCGGCUCUCGACCAUUGUCGAGACAGUAGCUGUCCUCAACGGUAGCUCCUCCAGCCACGUAGAGAGCGGGGGGGAUGAGGCCGUUAUUAUAGCCGGCAGUCCGGAAUGCCGGUCUAUGGCGGUUUCUAAAUGGGGCCUCGUUUCGCUAGAUCCCAACCGGUCAUGGGAUGGGUUGUAGGUGUUCAUAUUUCUUAGGUUUAGUUAGAUAUACCUUUAAUUUCUAAAUUUUCUUUAUCCUACGGUAGUGUCCCCGGCCAGCCGCAUCUAGUCGACAAGAUUUCUGUCGGUAUUUGCGACAGAGAGGCGCUGUAAAUUCAGGUACCCUCUGCCCGUAUUAAAAUUGGGUCGCCACUUGGCGAGCCAUUCGCCCGAGUUUACGACAGAGAGGCAGCGCAACAGCAGUUGCCCUCUGCUGGGGUUGUAAAAGACGGUCGCGGCCCGUUAAAUCAUUAAUCCGUAAGGCCAAACACCCACCAGACGGUGAGUUGACCUAUCGGUUGACACGACCACAAGGAAGGCCAAAGAAGAGGAAGGCUCAGGAAAAUGGUCACAUCUAAUCACCAACACCUCGUGGAACGUGACUUCAUAUCAUCAGCUGCCAAGGAAACCAUACCCUCAAGAAACUCCAGGUAAGUCAACUAUUUAUUAAACCCAGUUUGAUAGUAGGUAGCUUGCUGCACAUAGUUGAGCUAUUGAGUUCGUAGGUUUUUCAGGUUCACUGUUGUUUAUUUUUCUGAGUCUAUUCUUUUCUCUUUAGUGUAGUUAGUAUCUAUCAAAAAAAAAAUCCAAAAAAAUUUUACCCGUGUAGUCAUGAAUUCUAAAUUUAAAAUUAAAAUUGAUGAUCCGCUGCCCCCGGUCUUCACGAUCGAGAAAGAGGCAAGCUAUAAGAGCGCCAUCUAUCGGUCCAUUUUUAGAAGGGGCCGACAGUUGGAAUCUCGAGUCGAGCACGGCUUCAGCCGGCUUGGCCAGAAUCAGCAAUCUGGCCAUGAAGAUUUCUGACCUUAUUCGGUGCAGUAAUCUGACCGAAGAUAGUGCGAAAGGACGGACAAGCCCGACGUUACAUCGAGGCUGUUCCCGCUGAACAGCGUGCGACCUUUGAGGACGCCCUGUGUCAGUUUCGAAUACAUGAGCAAUGGUCCGCAUAGCACAGAGAAUUCUAGAUGAUGUGUCUGUCCUGUGUUUCAUAACAAAUGUUGCGUUAAAAAACCGGACGAAGACAAUCAAUUGGAUAAACAAAUCGUUAGUUACCCUUUGGCACAACAACCUCAAGCGUUUCCCGGAACCGUUGCGUUGUAAAAUGUCCAAAAGAGAAAACUCAGGUUUAUAAAUCAAAUGGCCUCAUGGUUUCGCAAGUACAAGCGAUUGCGAGGAGUUUCACCCCCACAAGCCAAACAUGUGUGCUAAUUGAACUUGGAUCCAUUUCUCGCUUGUGUGUCAUAACAGACCAAAGAAAGAAAGUGAAAAUGCCAAAAUUCAGUUCAGUGGUAGAGUUAUUGGAGAAAACUAAAUCUUCAUCCAAGGACCACCAGCUGUUUUCCGUAUAGCUACGUUUAAACCUGAAGAUAUAUGGAAGAAGUCGUUGGAUCAUCGAGGACGAUGAUUUUCCAAAAGCCCCGCAGAAAGGAACGUUGGAAAACUACUCGACCCAUUUCAUCGACAACUGAAUUCAACAGCAAACAUACCAGACCGAUGGUGACCGAGCAAAGCACAACCAGCCAGCCAGUCCACAGUUCAGCGUCAUCAAAGAAGUAUUCAUUGGAACAUUCCGACAACGAUGUCAUUUAUGUUUCUUAUAGAUUGUUACGAUUUAUUUUUGUCUUUCUGCCAAUUUUCCUUGCCCCUAGUCUAUAUAUUUGGGAUAUAAUAAGUGCUCAAGAAAGAGCUCGUCUUGUCACAUAUAAUACCCGUAUAUAUUGCUUGAGGACAAGCAAUUUCUAAAAGGCCCGGAGGAGUUAAGGGUUCAGACUCCGCCCCUUUACUCGAUCUUGAAACUAGGUCAACGGCCCGAUCGAGGCGAAUGCCCGAUCGGUUGGCCAGUCGAUGUGACCGAGAGGUUAGAGUGAGGGGACCCUCGGAUCGCAUAUCUAGGCCCUCCGACAGGAUGGGGCCGAGGGGCACUCCGUGGUUUUGGGGUUUUUAUGUUUAUUAUUGUAUUUUGCAUUUUGGUAUAUCUAAUAAAGACCUAAGGAGUAUGUCGGAAUUAGACGAUCCAGAACCGGCCACGCCGCCAAAUAAAACUAAACCACGAAGGACGGAAAGGUCCGCUGUGCGGAAUGGUCCGCUGCGCGGAAAGGUCCGCUGUGCGGAAAGGUCCGCUAAAAAAGAAAAGAGGAGGGAGGGGAGGGGGAGGUUUUCGAAGGCGCCGAUUUCGAAUAUCGUAUCCAUUUUUUCUGAAUUUUACAAUUUUGCUUAGGCAGUAGUGUUAACUAGUAAUUUUUAAAAAAAUUUUUUGAAUAAUGGAUUUAGACGUAAGUUAUAUUGUACUUGGUGAUUUGAUUUUUAGGUGUGACUAGUCUCGAAAAAAAAUUUUUUAAAAUGUUUUCGCUUCGAGACUUGAAAAAAAGGAUUUUUUGUGAAAUUUGAAAAAAAUUUAAAAUGGUUUCGCUUCGAGACUUGAAAAAAAGGAUUUUUUGUGAAAUUUGAAAAAAAUUUUAAAUGUUUUCGCUUCGAGACUGGGAAAAAAAAGAAUUUUUUGGAAAAUUCAACAAAAUUUUGAAAUCUUUUCGCAUCGGGAGUAGAAAAAAGGGUGUCUGACUGAAUAUUAACUGUGGUGCCGCCAGCACUAAAAUUUUGUCUAAUACCAAUGGUACCACCUGGUACUAUAUAGUACCACGUGUUUUUGGGCUCUACUAAGCACCAAACCAUCAUCAUUACUGCCUUACGGCCAAAUUUUCACUUCUCACUAAACAGUACCAGCUGGUACUAUAUAGUACCAAGUGUUAAAACGUGUUUUUGGGUUCUACUAAGCACCAAACCAACGCCAUUACCGCCUUACGGCCAAAUUUGCACCUCGUACUAAAUAGUACCAGGUAGUACUAUUUAGUACCAAGUGGUAAAAAUGUGUUUUUUAAGCAGUACUAGGCACCAAAACAACACCAUUAACGUCUAAAAGUGUUAUAAGUCGAAAAAAUUUCAAAAAGAAUCCCUAAAGGUAGUAAAGUAACAGAAACCCAGUUUUCAUAUUCGUUCAUACUCAGUCAGCUCGAAAAAAUUUCUAAUUUUAUUCAAAUUUCACAAAAAAUCCUUUUUUCCAAGUCCCGAAGCGAAAACAUUUCAAUUUUUUUUUCGAUUUUCACAAAAAAUCCUUUCUUCCAAGUCCCGAAGCGAAAACAUUUCAAAUUUUAUUCAAAUUUCACAAAAAAAUCCUUUUUUCCCACCCUCUUCUUUUCCUUUUUUUAGCGGACCUUUCCGCAGCGGACCUUUCCGGACAGCGGACCUUUCCGCACAGCGGACCUUUCCGUACUCAAUCUGAUGAAACAAGGUGAGGGAUGGCUAGUAUUGGGAAUUUCAGGAUUUUUUACGGUGGCUGGAGUGGGUAUUUUGGCAAGCUGCGCCCUAUAAUUUUCAUUUUUCUUCAGAUUGACAUCAAAUUGGCGAAAGAAUGCGCGAAAGAGCUGGACACCGACGAAAACCCCGACUUAUUUCUGCUCGGAGGAGAAGUAGACAUCAAUUUUGGAACGCAGAAAGUCAGCAAAGAAACUAAAAAACGGGUCUGGCUCAAAAUUGGUGAGAUUUUUGCCUAAAAUAAUGUAAAUUUUUUUGAUUUUUUCAAAAUUUUUAUUUGGUUUUAGUAAAACACAUGAUCCAGAAUGGCGCGGAGGUCGGGGAAUGCACGGCGAUAUUGAAAGAGUCGGGAAAUGUGCUGAGAAUUCAAGAUAUUUUACCGCUUUUCCCGGAAUUCACAAAAAUCGAACAUUUCAAACAGCCAUUGUGCGAGUUUCUGAAAGAACAUUCGAAACAGAUUAGUGAAUUGCAGAAGGAAAUUCAUCAACGAACGGAAUGUGGGGCUCAACUCAGGUCUCAAACGGAGAAGUCGUCGACAAAGUAAGAUUUUUUAUUUUUUAUUAAUUUUUUGUUUAUUUUUGGAUGAAUUAAAAUUUUUUAUAAAUUUUAAAAAAGAAUUUAAAAAUUUAUUUCGUGUUUUUUUGGAUUUUUGCGAUUUUUUUAUAUUUCAAAUUUAUUUUUGCGAUUUUUUCACAAAUUAAUUUCUCUGAUUUUUCAAUAUUUUUGGGAUUUUUUUUAUUUAAUUUUCAUCUUUUUUUUAUAUUUUUUGCUUUUUUAAUUCAUUUUUUGAUUUUUAUUAACAGAAAUUUCAUAAUUUUUUUUAUUUAUUUUUUUGCGAUAGGUAAAUUAAUUUCAUUGAUUUUUCUAUAUUUUUAGAUUUUUCGUAAUUUGUCAUUUUUUAGGUUUUCGAAUUUUUGAUUUUUUUUUAUUUUUUUUUCGAUUUUAAAUUUUAUUUUUAUCAUUUUUAUUUUUUCAGUAUUUUGGUGGUGAAAAGCGGCGAUAAAUGCGCGAUUUGCUCGGCGAAUCUUCUUCUGGCCCCUUUCUUCGCCUUCAACUGCCGACAUUUUUUCCAUCAGGACUGCCUGAUCGAAUAUUUGGAAGGCAUUUUUACCGAGGUGAGACAUUGAAAAAUUUGACGAAAUUUUUAUUUUUUAAAACAAUUUUUGGCCCUUGGAAUCAAGUCUAGAAGUCUUUUAGUUCUUGAAAAAUUUAAUUCAAGUCUUUUAAGAAGGAGAAAAAGUUGUACAGCAAAAUGAAAGAGCAUGAAAAAUCCCUAAAAACCGAGAUUGCUCUGAAAUCCGGGAAGGAUCGACUGGAAACAGAGCAAACUUUGGCCAAAUUGAGGCAAAAGAUGACGCAGUUUACCUGCCGGGAGUGCCCAUUCUGCAGCCAACAAAGGAUCAUGCAGUAAGUUGGGAGUGCAUUAUAAAAGUAGUUUUAAGAUUGAAAAAGAGAUUUUUUGAAUUUCUUUUUUCGAAAUUUAAUUUGAAAUAAGGGUUUUUGACAUUUUUGGAUCACUUUUUUCAAAAAAUUCUCUAUAACGCGAUUUAUUUCUGCAUAACGCGGAUUGAUUUUUUUGCAGGAUUUGAUGUUAAAAUCGAUUUUCGGCAAUUUCAGAUCAAUUUUUUGUUGAAAUUUAGCAUAAUGCGGAUAUUUCUGUAUAACGCGGUUUGAGAUUUUUGCAGAAUUUGAUGUAAAAAAAUCAUUUUUGGCCAUCUCAGAACAAAUUUUUAUUGAAAUUCCACAUAACGCGAAUGUUUCUCUAUAACGCGAUUUGGGAUUUUUGCAGAUUUUGAGGGUAGAAAUGUGAAUCGAUCGAUUUUAGGAUAUUUUUGAUUUAUUUUUAUCGAUUUCUUUUUCAUUUUUGACUCCUUUUCAGACUCCUCCAAACCCCCCUCAUAUCCGAAGAAGAAUACGAAAAAAUCUCCGCUGACUGGGUACUGUGA